Molecule: messenger RNA, 435 nt
Organism: Carya illinoinensis
Lineage: Eukaryota; Viridiplantae; Streptophyta; Magnoliopsida; Fagales; Juglandaceae
Product: transcription factor bHLH84-like
Exons: 4
Coding region: 1-435 (144 amino acids)
Biological process (GO): regulation of transcription by RNA polymerase II
Cellular component (GO): nucleus
Molecular function (GO): protein dimerization activity; DNA-binding transcription factor activity, RNA polymerase II-specific; RNA polymerase II cis-regulatory region sequence-specific DNA binding
Source: RefSeq, a predicted model, not a curated record
AUGGCGCAAUCGGAAAAGAAUAAGAAAAUAGGCAACAAUGAAGAAGAUAGUAAUCCUGGCAUUGGUGAGCAGAGCUCCGGCAGCUUCUCCUCGGAGGAUGACUGCACUGCUUCUCAAGAGGUGAAUGGAGGGGCGAGUUCAGAUUUGAGCAGGAAAGGUCCUGCUUCUCCUGACUUGAAUGGCAAAACAAGAGCGAGUAGGGGAUCAGCCACCGAUCCCCAGAGCCUAUAUGCAAGGAAAAGAAGAGAGAGAAUAAAUGAGAGGCUGAGAAUUCUACAGAACCUAGUCCCAAAUGGAACAAAGGUUGAUAUUAGCAAAAUGCUUGAGGAAGCUGUACGUCCGCUUUUGAGCUCUGACGAUCUAUGGAUGUAUGCUCCAAUCGCUUACAAUGGAAUGGACAUUGGUCUUGAUCUGAAGAUCAACCCACCGGGAUAA